GUGUUUACAAAGUGCGUUUCCCCUGUUGGGUGAAUGCAGUUAGAGGGAGUCCUGCACAGACUACAGUAAUUCCCCUGCAAGGGCGACUUGAAACCGGCUGCGCUGAAUAGCAUUUACUCUUCCCGCUGCCUCCCACCGCUGCAGCAUACAUACCCCGGAAGUUUAGCCCUUCAUUGCUCGCGAAACUUUCUCCACACUGCCUGUUUUUUUUUAAUCUUUUGGAUGAAUUUGCAUGCUCAAACUGCAAAGCCGUGCGGUUACCAGGAGGCUGUUGGCGCAUUAAUUUAGGAGUGACAUGGCAAUACAUUGUUCUGUAUAGAUCUGUUGCAGAUUCUGGCUGACAGUAUUUAAGUAUUUGCAGAUGUCGCAUAACUUUAACCAAGAUGGAAGCAUUUGCCUGGGAGAACAGCAAUUUCAGCAGUUCUGUAAAUUGUUUAUUAAGCAUUCAGAUGAAAUCUGCAAUGGCUGGGAGUGGAAGCAAAAGGAGCUCAAUGAGGGGUACAUGGUAAAAGUACACUUGAGAGCUAUAAAUUCCAAGAACAACUUAGGUGUGAGAGACCAUUGCUUUCAAGGUGUUCAGUGUCAUGAAGCAGAGCCUUUGUCUGAGGAAGAGGUUAAUAUGGAAAAUGUUAGCAAUGACACUGAGGAAGCCCAGGUCACAACACCCGAAUUAAUUCGGUACGAGUACCAUGUUGUCUACUCCAGCAGUUAUCAGGCACCUGUGCUGUAUUUCAGAGCUUGUUUCGCAGAUGGCAAACCACUUGCAUUAAAAGAAAUUUGGGAAAAUGUUCAUGAUUGCUACAAAGAACGCCUCCUUCAUGGAUCCUGGGGUACUAUUACACAACAGGAGCACCAUUUACUUGGCCAACCAUUUUUUGUUCUGCAUCCUUGUCGAACAUCUGAAUUAAUGACUCCAAUAAUGGAUGGUGCCACACAGGAGCAGAGGAAUGUAAAUUACAUCACAAGCUGGCUGAGCAUGAUGGGGCCAGUAGUGGGACUCGACGUGCCGUUGAGCUAUGCCACAGCUGUGUCACAGGGCAUUUUUGACCUAAAUUGAAAAAAGUAUGUGUGUACAAUAUAUUUAUUUUCCACAAUGUGCUUUCAGUUUAACAAUUUUUUAGCAGAAGCAAAUAUGUGGAGCAGUAGUUGGAAACAAAGGACUGAAAUCAAGAAUUAUGUUUUUCAUUGUUGUAGGGAAUGUUUGUGAUGAGAAAUAUAAAUAUUACACUUCUUUGGUGUGUAGAUAUUUCAAUUAUCAAUAAUCCCACUUAGCUUGUAAAUCUUUAACACCAGAUCUUUUGUACUGAGGAACAGGGAAGGUGGUGGCUGUAUUGGAGAAAGAGAAGUGGAAAUGUUUUUGAAAGCAAAGUGGUAGUGAUCCAAUGAAGGGUCAUGGGGAUUGAAUGUAUAUGAGCAUGUCAGUUAUUCUAGUUUGAUCAAAAAGGGUUUGCUGUUCUUGCUGUUACACAGUAGGGAUUUCCUAAUAAUGUUCGUAUUGAUAAAUCUUAACAUGCAAUAACAUUUCCAUUUUCUUUGCCAGACCAUUAGUUCAAAAUAAAGCAUUUCAAUUUCUUGUCUGGUAUAAAUGAAAGAUUAUUUAGGUUACAUAAAAUUAAUAUUCGUUUGAUGAGCAUAAUACUCUACUCUUAAAUUUCACAUUAUACAACUACAAAUCACUGGUGCUGCCUCAAUGGGUUGAAUGUCCUUUUAUCAUGCUAUCACAUUUUAUGGUUCCAUGAAUGCAAGUAUAGCUGAGGGACUUGACUAACUUUAAAUUCUGCACUUAAGUUUUCUGCAGGGUGACAAGUUCCAGCAAACAUCAUCUUGGUAGGUGGUCCCUUCCCACCUCAUUCCAGUGGGGGGGGUCACUCGAGGAACAGAGACUGGUAAACUGAAAUGUGUGCAAACCAUUAUGCACUCCUAACUAAGAAAAAAAUGUGUGGGGAGGAACCAGAAAAUUACAUAACAAAGAAGAUUUUCUAGUUUCUUUUUUUCUAGAGAAUAUUUGGAGUCAAUAAAUUUUUAAAAAUCAGUGGCUGUUUAUUGCUGAGAGUAUAGCCACCACUGAAUUCUGAGAAGAAAAACAACAAUUUUUAUCCAAAAUCAAAUGACCAGCUUCUUACUUGCACUGUCAAGCUUCGUUCUUAGUAUUUACUACUUAAUCACUCUGUGAUUAGUCUGUGCUGAUGAAGAAAACUUACCUUUGACCAGUAUGAUUUUAAUAGUUAACAAAAGAAUCUGUGUUCUCUGAGCUUUAAGAUUUUUUUUAGACACUGUGGCAGUGAAAGCUAAUGUGGACAUGUGUGCUGAAGUGUAGCAGAAUGCACUUAACACUAAAAGGAAGACAAAUUUUUGACUGAAACCUUGGGAUAUUUGGACACGAUAAAAUGAAAUUAAAACUGAGAAUAAACUAGAUCAGCCUGAGAAGAGGAAAACCAAUUUUUUUUGUUUAUAAACAUUAAUAAUAUGCUGUAAUUUUUGAAUGAUACAGAGAAGCUCUCUUAAAAACCGUUUCUUCUUGCUCUAAAUAGCAGACACAAAGAUUCAAACACAUGGAUGGAUGCAUUUUGUUUUGAACAUAUAGUUUACAUUUUCUUUGUUUUUGGAAGUGUCUUAGUGUCUGCAAAUCUAGCUUAAUGUUGACACAUAUUGUGCAAAAGAAAUAAGUGAAAAUAAGGUAUUAUAGAAGCUGUUACGGAAUAGCACAAAUCAGAAUGAAAAUACAAUGGAGCCCUCUUCAGGUCAACUUAAGUUACCUCUAGAAAUGCCUAUAACUGUCAAUUUAAAAAUAGAUAUAAGCAUAUCUGUUAACAUAAGUUAAUGUUAUAAAGUUGAACUAUGGAAUAUUCUUGGAGAAUUUUUUCAUGUAUUUGUACUCACUAAUUUGUUUUUAUUGCUAAUGUUUAAUUUGUUUUGUACUUACUCAAGCAAUAAACAGUACUCAAGA
Molecule: messenger RNA, 2947 nt
Organism: Carcharodon carcharias (great white shark)
Lineage: Eukaryota; Metazoa; Chordata; Chondrichthyes; Lamniformes; Lamnidae
Gene: atg10
Product: ATG10 autophagy related 10 homolog (S. cerevisiae)
Exons: 8
Coding region: 362-1057 (231 amino acids)
Biological process (GO): macroautophagy; protein lipidation; protein modification by small protein conjugation
Cellular component (GO): intracellular anatomical structure
Molecular function (GO): Atg12 transferase activity
Source: RefSeq, a predicted model, not a curated record